GCUACCAGCUGUCCGUCGUUGCUGUCUCUCGCAGCUCUUGAGAAGCUGACUGGGUGCCUGAGGACUCUCACACACAAGUCCAUACCAUAGCUCCGAGCUAGAUAGGAGUCAUAAUUGCCAAAGCCGCGUUUCUCGCCCGCCUGAGUCGUGCGUGUACCCGAUCUCAAUCCGAACAGCUUGAAAUCCUCACAGUCACGGUUUCAAAACAUGGGAACUCUAAAUCCGGCGAUCGCGCAGCAUACGUUGGAAUCCAGAGCUCGCGUUUCAAGGCAACCCCUUUCCGAGGCUACUGAACCGCGCUCCGCAAUGCACAACACAGCCCGACAUUGCAGAAGCAGCCGAAGCAGCCCGUCCAACGUCCCUUCCACACUCCCUUCCAGAAUCACUUCCACACUCCCUUCCAGACUCCCUUCCGGACGCCAUCGAGUAUGUCCAGCCUUGUCGUCGGUGCUUCUUCACUUCGUCGUCGGCUCGCUGGCCGUCCUCAGCGACCUCGCGCCCGUCGACUCCAUGGGCAUCGGAGGGGGCUUCAAGAACACCAAGAAGCGGCCGGCAAAGGGAUCGGUGGCGGCGUUCCCCACGUACGGAGACAGCGACGCGACGCUGGUGCUGCACGGCCCCAUGAGCUCCUUCAACACGCUCGCCAAGGUCGCGCUCUACAACGAAACGUCCAAGAAACUCGACUAUGUCACCAGGCCGUUCAGGACGCAUGUGUACUACGUGCCGCUGACGGUCGGGUCGCGGCAGCAGCGGUUCCUGGCGCAGGUGGACCUGCUCUUCUCCGCGCUCUGGGUGCCCUGCGACUGCAUCAAGUGCGGCAAGGGCCGCCCGCAGGUGCCAAGGAAUCCCCCUUUCAGCACGCUUUCCUCCUACUCCCUCCAGUACCUCUCCUGCUCCGACCCUCGCUGCGUGUCUGUUGGGCUCCUGGGCUUAGAGCCGCCCCUCGUGGGGUGCAACGACCCCGACAAAGUCAACCCCUAUGUGAACACUUCCUUGAUUCCGGGCAAUGACCCCCUCUGUGUGUAUACGACGCCGCUAGGCGACGCGGGCCCUGAUCCCAGCUAUGACUUCUUUGACUUAGACAACACCACGAUUCUGUACGCCAACGCCAGUGAUCCGGCUAUCGGGCCUCUUAACUCCGUCGGUCAUGUUGUAGCGGAUACUCUCUUCUUUCCCGGAGAUCCUGCCACCGCCGCAGCAGUAUCUGCCGUGGAUGCUGCAGCAGAUGCCGCAGCGGCAGCAGGGGCUGGGGGUGCAGGUGGCUCUGCUGCUGCUGCUGCUGCAGCAGCACCACCACCGGUCCCGCCUCUGUCGAACCGGACCAUCUUCUUUGGGUGCGGGGCAACGCAGUCAGGGUGGUGGGGGCAGGACAGCACGUGGGCGCCCAAUGGGGUGGUGGGACUCGGCCCGUUCAGCCCGCUGCUCAACCAGCUGGCCAACGAAACCCUGUCGUUUGCCAUGUGCCUGGAGAAGCCGAGGGAGAGGGUGGAGAAUCUAACGCGGUGGAAUGAGACGGAGGGCAAGUGGGUGGUGGUGCCGCAAGUGAAGUUCGACGGGGGGAGCCAUCUCAUGGUGGGGCCGGUGGACUUCCCCGCUAACGCCAGCAGCACGACCAUCUUUCCAAUAGAUGACUUUUACUUCCCGGUCACGUACAGCAACAGCAACUACACCAUGGGGGGCAAGCUGCUGCAGAACCAGUGGUUCAAAGUGACGGAGCACGAUUUCAACGUGGUCGUCUUCUCCUCCACGCUCUUCACUCACUUCCUCCGCCCAGACCUCGUCAAGGACAUCCUCGCUGCGCUCGGCUAUGCCAAAGCCUUUGCAGACAUAAAUACGGACAACACCACCCUUGCGUGCUUUCAGAGCAAGAAGGACCCCUUCACAACCUUCCCCAGCAUCCACAUUGGAUUUGCGGAGGGCUCGGAGUUCGCCAUUCCAGCUUCCGGCUACGUUACCAAAGUGGGCACCGACGAGUACUGCUUCUUGUUUAAGUUGUUUGAUUAUUUCGACAUCUGGGCAGCCCCCGCGCUGUACGACAAGCAGAUCUACAUCAACUACCGCAACUUUACCUUGGCCUGGAUCGACACACCACAAUGUUCCAAGAACCUUUCGUUUGUUCCCCCACUGCCCUCUCCUCCUCCGCCUGCUCCUACUUCGAGCAACCCUGGUGUGCGCCUGGUUCCUCUCUCCUCCAUAUCCUGGCGCCUGCUCUUGUCUGCCAUGACAGCAGCUCUCCUGCUGCACCUGCUGCUACAUGCUUGAAGCAGCAGCCGUUUUUGGCUUGGUGCUAUGAUCAGCGGGCGUUUGGAUAGUGUAGGAGAGGAAAAGAAUGAAUGAAAUGAGAGGAGGCAAGAGGAGGAAGAGUAGGUGGUGGCUACGAGUUCAUCUCGCUUCGUAGGCAAUACAAGGCAUCUAGGGCACCACCCCACCAUAUGUGUACGCCACCAGACGAAUGAAUUCUGACUGACAAGUUGGUUCACGCAUGUGUCAACUUAUACAUAUUAUCUAUGUAGAAGUUAUAGGCUAGACUGAGGUAUGCUUCUAGUGAGUACAACCAACUAGUAUUUGUUCUAGGUUUCCACCUCUUGUAAUCAUUCGUUUCUACGUUAACA
Molecule: messenger RNA, 2612 nt
Organism: Closterium sp. NIES-67
Lineage: Eukaryota; Viridiplantae; Streptophyta; Zygnematophyceae; Desmidiales; Closteriaceae
Source: the annotation of a GenBank genome assembly